Boeremia exigua is the source of this 2400-nucleotide messenger RNA. RefSeq names its product nucleotide-diphospho-sugar transferase. The record is from RefSeq and is a predicted model, not a curated record. Gene Ontology annotation, molecular function: glycosyltransferase activity. Bases 197 to 2302 code for a protein of 701 amino acids. Gene Ontology annotation, cellular component: cytoplasm. NCBI's taxonomy places the organism in Eukaryota, Fungi, Ascomycota, Dothideomycetes, Pleosporales, Didymellaceae. The transcript is spliced from 3 exons.
ACGAACGACGAGUGCGCCAGACAAGCUCCUGCAGGUGCCCAUUAGUUGCCGCUUCGCGUUUGGUACAUUGAUCGGCGCAAGCUUCACUACGUCGUUGCGGGGAAACUAGCAGGAAGGUCGCAUCUGACCAAGCUGUCCGGGACAGUCUUCUACCCUCAGUUCACUGCAGUGAACACCAUCGUAACAGCUGCUCAAGAUGGCGCGACCUUUGGAAGAUGUGUAUUGCACACUUCUCAUGAGCGACUCUUAUUUACCAGGAGCCACUGUCCUCGCCCACUCUCUGCGCGAUGCCGGGACUAAGAAGAAGCUGGCUGUGAUGAUCACAUUGGAGUCGUUAUCAGCCGAGACCGUCGCCGAGCUCAAGUCGCUGUACGACUACGUAAUCCCCGUCGAGCGUAUACGCAACUCAAACAUGGCCAACCUUUACCUCAUGGGCCGCCCCGACCUUUCGUAUGCCUUUACCAAGAUCGCUCUGUGGAGACAGACACAGUUUCGUAAGAUCGUAUACCUCGACGCCGACGUGGUAGCAUUGCGCGCGCUGGACGAGCUGUUCGACAUCGAGGCUCCUUUCGCUGCCGCGCCGGACAUUGGUUGGCCCGACGCCUUCAACAGUGGUGUUAUGGUCCUCAACCCGGACAUGGGCGAAUACUGGUCGCUCCAUACAAUGGCUGCUGCUGGUGAGAGCUUCGACGGCGCUGAUCAGGGACUGUUGAAUCAGUACUAUGAGCAUCGCCCAUGGCAGCGCCUCAAGUUCACAUACAACUGCACCCCAAACGCCGAAUACCAAUGGGAGCCAGCAUACAGAUACUACAAACGGGACAUCAGCGCUGUGCACUUCAUAGGCAAGGAUAAACCGUGGUCUAAGAACCGCGCAGCAGGCCAUGGUGUGUAUGGCGAGCUUCUGGCGCGAUGGUGGGCUGUACACAAUAGGCACUUGCAUGAUGCAAAAAGACAGCAGCAACAGAGUAAGGUUGCGGGGGAGGCGCACGGCAGCACGCACAUCAACACCAACACUGCCUUGCAGCAUCAGCCUAUCCCUGAUAUUACUAUCAAUGAACCCGCCCCGACCGCCGAGCCCUCUAUGACCGACCCUAGCGAUCUAGCUGAGGAUAUUCACCAGGGCUUGAUCGAACCGACAUCUACAGCAGAGCAACGCAGAUUCUCUGCUCCAGUAAUGGAAUGGGAUGCUACCAAAUUCGAACCGCCAGCGCAGUCCAAGCCUGAGGCUGCCAAUUUCCCAAGCGAAACGUACACCUUCAAUGAUAGCAAGCAGCUGUUCAAGGCACCGGCAUACCCUGAGCCACCCAGUGACAUGUGGUACAAGAUUCCAGAGUCUAAAUCAACGCCCUGGGAAGCACCUAAGCCCAUCUUCCCUUGGGAGAGGGAGGCCUCACGACCCAAAGCUACACGCGUCUUUGCAGAAGAUCAUCCACCAGAGCCCCGCCGCGCACAUAUGCCGGCGCCGGCACCAGCAGCAGAGACAUCGGAGUUCGAGGCUUCACCGCCUUCGUCACAAUUUCCAACGACUCAUUACGAAAGUGCUCAGGAUCAAUGGACACGAGCAAAGCCUACCAGAGUCUGGAGGGAUGAUCCUCAGGAAUACAAGCCAAGGACUGCUGAGGAGUCGUGGCAAGCGUUCUCGCAGAAUACUGCUAAUGCAUGGGAUAGUGUCCCAGGGAUUGACUCCUAUGUGCGGUCAAUUAUGGAUUCGCAGCCCAAACGUGGGAAGGUUCAGAUUCUGCAGCAGACGACCGGCACAGAUGACAUAGGAUCGCCGACGCUAUCUCGUAAAGACCGUCGCGAGAGUCUGAUCCUGACUGAUUUCCCGUCUGCGGUGGAACGUCCCAGCCUGCCCGUCACCCCAGCACCUCUGCGGCGUCCUACCUUCUGGGGCGAAGAGAGGGAUGAGGCUGGUGAACUUCCUGUGGCGGAAGGAGUGCCAGAACAAAACGAAUGGGUAUGUCCACAGUGCGGCUUCUCCUCCUUGAAUGCGUCCGCUUUUGCUCGCCGCCGCGACUCAUUUGCCUCUGUCAACGAAUAUGUCAAACCUCACUUGUCCACUGUUGAAUCUAUCAUCGAUGCCCCAGACUCCAGUCACCUUGAAAGAGAAGAAACAGUGGACCUGAGAGACGACAUCCCGCUCGUUAAAGAACAGGUAGUGGCCCGCGAGGCUUUCGAAGAAUCAGCGGAAGAGGUACAGGAUACGACAGAGAUAGAGGCGAAUCCUCGCGGCGGACUGAGCGCUACCGGCGUCCCUUUGGUCUCCUUGACGGACCCACAACAUUUUCUAUUUCAACUCUAACUGUGUCUCAAGAAUCCCGACGUAAAGCUAGAGCAGCUGAGAAGAUCAUCGCUGGUCGAGUUCGAACACCUCACAAAGGAUGAACACCCGAACCCACC